This is a messenger RNA of Vombatus ursinus (common wombat), 2369 nucleotides long. RefSeq names its product cytochrome b-245 heavy chain (gene CYBB). The record is from RefSeq and is a predicted model, not a curated record. The transcript is spliced from 14 exons. Gene Ontology annotation, cellular component: NADPH oxidase complex; plasma membrane. Gene Ontology annotation, molecular function: superoxide-generating NAD(P)H oxidase activity. Bases 1 to 2184 code for a protein of 727 amino acids. Gene Ontology annotation, biological process: defense response; superoxide anion generation. NCBI's taxonomy places the organism in Eukaryota, Metazoa, Chordata, Mammalia, Diprotodontia, Vombatidae.
AUGCAUGUGGAACCCAAAGGGUUCCCGGUCUUUACAGAAGUUUACAUUUUUUAUAAUAGCAGGACAAAGGGAGGAAGGCAUACCAGAAAGGAGGGGAAACAGUGCAGCAAAGGUGAGAAAAAAGACAAGACUAUCCCUGCAGGAAGGAGCAAGGUGAUGGCAAAAGUCUCGUUUUUUUCCCCUUGGGAACUGCUAGGCAAUGAAGACAGGAGGAUCCACUUAUCUGCGAAGGAACCCAGCUGCACAAGCAUCAUCCCAGCCUGGCACAGACUCCCAAGGACGCAUCAGGAGUCCAGCUUGGGGUGCAACAACAAAUUAUAUCAGCUUGGGAGGGACUUCAUCCUUGACACAUUCAGGGCCUCCUGCAUGCUCAGAGUCCAGUAUUUCUGGAAAAUACAGCAACUCAAAAAGACAAGUUCUGGGGACCUCCUAACAACCCUUAACGGCAGAGCAGAGCAGAGCAGAUCUGUGGCAACCACAGCUGAGUGUGAACACCUGAGGGAAUCAGAACUUGUGUGGCUAGGCUUAAACGCCUUCCUCUUUGUGUGGUACUACCAAGUUUAUGACCAUAGAAGAUUUUUUUAUACACGUAAGCUUCUUGGGCCUGCCCUGAACUUAGCAAGAGCCCCUGCUGCUUGCCUGAAUUUCAACUGCAUGCUGAUCCUGUUGCCUGUCUGUCGAAACCUGCUCUCCUUCCUCAGAGGCUCUAGUGCGUGCUGUUCAACACGUAUACGGAGACAAUUGGACCGGAACCUGACCUUUCAUAAAAUGGUGGCAUGGAUGAUUGCUCUUCACACUGCAAUUCAUACCGUUGCUCAUCUCUUUAAUGUGGAGUGGUUGGUGAAUGCGAAGUCCAAAACUCACUCUGAUAAUUAUUCAAUUGCCCUCUCUGAGCUUGAAGAUAACCCAUCUCUUGGCCAAACUUACGUUAAUUUUGUUUCAAAGUCAUAUAAGAAUCCUGAAGGUGCCCUGUAUGUGGCUUUCACUUACUUAGCUGGAAUCACUGGAGUUGUUAUUACAUUGUGCCUCAUACUGAUCAUAACCUCCUCUACCAAAACAAUCCGGAGGUCUUACUUUGAAGUUUUUUGGUUCACUCAUCACCUCUUUGUUAUCUUCUUCAUUGGUCUUGCCAUCCAUGGAGCUGGGAGGAUUGUACGUGGACAGACAAAUGCAGAUUUGUUGAUUCACGUCCCAGAAAAAUGCUGGAAAAACAUCACCUUUUGGGGAACUAAAGGAAACUGUCCCUUCCCUCAAUUUGCUGGCAACCCUCCUAUGACUUGGAAAUGGAUUGUGGGUCCCAUGUUCCUGUAUCUCUGUGAGAGGUUGGUGAGGUUUUGGAGAUCACAGCAGAAGGUCGUCAUCACUAAGGUGGUCACUCACCCUUUCAAAACCAUUGAACUACAAAUGAAGAAGAAGGGUUUUAAGAUGGAGGUGGGACAAUAUAUUUUUGUCAAAUGCCCCAAGUUGUCAAAUUUAGAGUGGCACCCCUUCACACUGACUUCAGCCCCUGAGGAAGACUUUUUCAGUAUUCACAUCCGUAUAGUUGGAGACUGGACAGAAGGUCUUUUUAAAGCUUGUGGAUGUGACAAAACAGAAUUUCAGGAAGCCUGGAAAUUGCCCAAGGUGGCAGUAGAUGGGCCAUUUGGCACUGCUAGUGAGGAUGUAUUCAGCUAUGAAGUAGUUAUGCUGGUGGGAGCCGGCAUUGGAGUCACACCAUUUGCAUCCAUUCUCAAGUCUGUCUGGUACAAGUACUGCAAUGAUUCAACCAGACUAAAACUCAAAAAGAUUUAUUUUUACUGGCUAUGUCGAGACACACAUGCCUUUGAAUGGUUUGCAGACCUGCUGCAGUCACUAGAGACCCAAAUGCAGCAGAAGGACAAUGCUGAUUUUCUCAGCUACAACAUCUACCUUACCGGCUGGGAUGAAUCUCAGGCCACUCACUUUACUGUGCACCAUGAUGAAGAGACAGAUGUGAUAACAGGCUUGAAACAAAAGACCUUGUAUGGAAGACCCAACUGGGAAAAUGAGUUCAAAACCAUUGCAAGUCAACACCCAAAUACCAGGAUAGGUGUGUUCCUUUGUGGACCUGAAGCAUUGGCUGACACUCUCAACAAGCAAAGUAUUGCAAACUCUGAUGCUGGCCCUCGAGGAGUGCAUUUCAUUUUCAACAAAGAAAACUUCUAAUUCUUGCUCCAUCAGGAAAUGUGGACAUGAGCCUUAUGUCCAGUCAGACAAAUGCUGAUCAUUAAUAGAAACAAACAAAAACUAGGGAAGCCUUUUACAGCUUUUAUAUUCUACCUAUGUGGUAAUCAUUUCUGAAGUAGCAUUAGUCUUUAAACAAGACAAAAGAAAACUAGUUGAUUCAUUUU